GGUGAUUAGCCGCCUUACGUCAUCCGCCCAAUAAUUCCACCAACAAUCAACCUAUGCUAGCGCCACACAGCCAUCUCAACUCUACGCAUACAAACAUCUUUCAAGAGCAAUAGUAUCGUGAAAGGCGUUUCAUCAGCAUAACAUCGAUAAAAUGUUGUGAGGUUGGAUAAUCGAGUCGUUUGCCGGUAGUCAGGGCGAAGGAGCUACGACCCCACAAAUGCCUCGGUGCCCGAGCGGCUCCACCAGCUCCAAGAAAUGCGGGGUAAACGUCAUAACAGUGAGAGACAUCGUUGAUAUUCUGGGGAUACCUUGAAGAAGGACUGUUCACGCUGUUCAGAACCCGCAACUACCAUAUCAAACACCGACAAAGCCCGAUCGUUACUGCCUCACCAACAUGAGCGACCCCAAAACUUCGACUGCGAGUCAGCGCCUGACGCAGAUCAAAGAUUUUCUCACUAUGAACAAAACAGCAACGACCAUACCGUGGGAUCCGGAUAGUACCAAAUUUCCGACAAGGAAGGAGUUACCUCAGAUUCCCGGUGCCCCACCGGAGGCUGCUUGGGUUUGGGGUGAUAACGACUACAUCGGCCGUCUCAAUCUCCUAACACCUUCACGCGUCGCAGCGGCUGCAAGAGAGAUACGAUCGGGUGAAAUCGUCCCCGUUAAUCUGCCUCUCAACGUACCGAAUGUGCCUGCGUUUGGUCGUGAAGUUUUCACACAUGAGAUCAAGACUCUGGCUGAAGGGAUUGCUUAUGACGAUGUUUAUCAUAUGAACACCCAAUCUGGUACACAAUGGGACGGCUUCCGACACUUCGCUCACAUCCCCAGUGGUUCAUUCUACAACGGCACGAAAGGAAGUGAUGUCACUGGACCAAAUGCAAACCACAAGUGUUCGAUCCAUCAUUGGGCGGAGCACGGUAUCGCCGGUCGCGGUAUCCUUCUAGACUACCGGGGCUAUGCGCACAAGAAGGGUAUCAACUACGACCCCUACGACUACUAUCCCAUCUCAUGGCAGGACCUUUAUCAGUGCGGCCAGGAUCAGGGAAUCGAUAUCCGUCCCGCUGCUCAAGGCGGUGACAUCAAACCCGGAGAUAUGCUGUUCAUUCGUAGCGGCUGGAAGGAGGCUUACGACAACAAAAGCGAUGAGGAUCGAACAAAGGCUGCGCUCCGACAUGGUAGCGGUAAAGACGGCGAGGAUGGUCAGCGAUAUGCUGGUGUGAGCCAAGAAGAGAAGAUUCUGGAUUGGCUACAUGAUAGCUACUUUGCAUCUGUCGCCGGCGAUGCUCCUGCGUUUGAAGCGUGGCCUACACAUGAGAACUACCACCUCCACGAGUACAUCCUCGCUCUUUGGGGUAUGCCGCUCGGCGAGAUGCUAGAUCUCGAGAAGCUUGCGCAAACGUGCCGCGAGAAGAACAGAUGGUUCUUCUUCUUCACCUCUGCGCCGGCUAACUGUCAAGGUGGAGUCAGCUCGCACGUCAACGGCACUGCCAUCUUCUAAACAUUUCGAAAUCGUUCCAAGGCCAAUUUAAAAUCAAGUAUAUUACUGUAAAAUCUAGCAGUCAAGCAGGCAAUCUCACAAACCAGGGUCUCUUCUGUGACCCCUACACGCACUCUGACCUAGUACAGAUCGACUGCAGGGCGUGAAAACGAGAACUACGCCGAACCAACAUUUUAUGAACUUACUGAGCUGAACUUUGAAAAUGACGCCGGGCUUGUUCUGCGCUUCCCUUGUUGCGAGUUUCCCCCUGGAGCGGUUCGUGCGUUCGCGUUUCGCGGCAUGGCGGGUGCGCUCGAAGCGGUUGACUCAGUGUCCUCUUCGAUGUUCACAGCCUGCAUUGCGUCGUCAAACAACGAGAACUAGAUUUUCUGAUCUCCCAAAAGCGUUUCAUAGGACUGGUCUUCUUCAACAGCGC
This is a messenger RNA of Alternaria rosae, 1913 nucleotides long. RefSeq lists its product as uncharacterized. The coding region runs from base 395 to 1498 and encodes 367 amino acids. Gene Ontology annotation, molecular function: arylformamidase activity. Lineage: Eukaryota; Fungi; Ascomycota; Dothideomycetes; Pleosporales; Pleosporaceae. The transcript is spliced from 6 exons. The record is from RefSeq and is a predicted model, not a curated record.